AUGGGCCCGCCUACACACGUGAUUUUUGAGGCUAUAAAAGCCGCAUUCGACAGAAACUCUGAACAUCUGUCGUCCAACGCAGACAGUAAAGAAAAGGCGCGGAAGUUGCUUACGAGGAUGGUGAACAUAUUAAGUACUAAGAUGGAACUCGGAUCUCCCUUUAUAUGCGCGCAUUUACUCGGCAAUCCUGAUCACUAUUCGUCGCAUCACUUCAAACCGUUCUAUUGGCAUUCUUAUUACAUGGAGGUACGAAAGUACUGGCAGGGCGCAGACAACUAUGUUUACAGGCCUGAAGAGCUCGAGCAUAUGAGUUUGUACGACUUCAUGAGACGGUGCAAACGAGUACCUCUUCCUAAAAACAAGGAAGACGUAAACGACAACGACUCGGAUGAAGCCGCCUGCACUCAAACCUCGACCGACAUUUUGGAUGACAUUGACGAGGUUGUUGAUGACCUCGGCGGCAUGAGCGAUGACGAACGGUGCGAUACUGCCGAAAGCGGUCGUUAUUGCGAUGCUAACGAUGCGAUGGACGAAGACGGGGACGUUGUCAUGGAGGACGUUUGCGACGAAGACAUGGACAUGAUGCAUGCAUUCGUGAAAGGGCAUCCGCUGGCGAGUACACAUUGCAUUUGGAUGAACGACAAAGACGACCCUUCGCUGGUACUGAACAUGAUGAGACCACUGCCGCGGAAUGACAAAGGCGAUAGGGAUUACUACACAACGACCAUGCUGACUCUUUUCAAACCGUGGAGGACAGGGGCGGACCUAAAACAACCCGAGCAACCAUGGGAAGAUGCCUACGCUGCUUUCCCAUUUUCCGAUCGUCAGCGAGAGUUGAUGAAAUUUUUCAACUUGCGGUGGGAUUGCUUGGACGCUCGCGACAACUUCCAAAUGAGGAGUAAAUCGGAAGAAACGACAGGAUCGUCGUACGCAAGAUUCGUACCAGAUGACUACGAGGUCGCUGAGGACGAGAAUCAUAUAGAAUUGGCGUUUCCUUCCAGCGACGAUAUUCUCACGAACAAGGCGUACAAGACAAAGAAGGAAACAUACGACGACAUCCAGGACUACAUGAAACAUCAUAGAUGGACUGAUGCUUUAAACCAAAAGAUAGACGUCACUGAAUGGACCAUAUCCAUACGCAAGACGUUCUCGGAGUGGAAAAAUAUUGUGGGAAACAUGAGACGGUACGCUCUAGAGAAAGCGAAAGCCGACAAAAGAAGCGCGGAAGUGAACGUUCCUGUCAGGACCCGCUUCAUUCCUCGCCUAUCUUAUCUACCGUUACCUACCACAUGGCUCCCACAUGGACGCUGGCCGCAUAGCGCGCCUCUACUACACGAGGCCCCUUAG
Messenger RNA from Schizophyllum commune H4-8, 1347 nucleotides. RefSeq lists its product as uncharacterized. The transcript has 3 exons. Lineage: Eukaryota; Fungi; Basidiomycota; Agaricomycetes; Agaricales; Schizophyllaceae. The coding region runs from base 1 to 1347 and encodes 448 amino acids. The record is from RefSeq and is a predicted model, not a curated record.